AUGGAAGAUUUUAGGCAAUCCGCAUAUCCACACAUCAGAUGUCUCGAAUUUUUCUCGGGGAUAGGUGGUUUGCAUUAUGCGUUCAAUCAAGCUUAUCCCAACGGCAAAGUGGUAGCCAGUUUUGAUAUAAAUCUUGUAGCAAAUUCGGUAUAUCGACAUAAUUUUGGUCAAACACCAAUAACGAAAGGUAUUGAUUCUUUGAGCACUGAUGACAUUGAGAAAUACAAUGCAAACUGUUGGCUGUUGAGUCCACCAUGUCAACCUUACACGAGAGGGGGUAAAGGUUUGGAUGAUCAAGAUCAAAGAGCUAAGGGGUUGCUUCGUUUAAUUGACCUCUUGUCAGAAUUAUCGGUACCCCCAGAAUACAUUUUUCUUGAAAAUGUUUUAAAUUUCGAGAAGUCAAGAUCUCGUGAAAAAUUGAUCAUUCAACUAUGCAAAGCAAAUUAUGAGAUUCACGAAUGCUUGUUAACACCUUUACAAUUUGGAAUUCCGAAUGAUCGAUUAAGAUAUUAUUUGAUGGCAAGAAGAAAUAUUGUUCCAAACAUGUUGACGCCCGAAGAAUAUAUAGCAAAUUCGAUUAUACAUAGAUCGUGGCCAUUCCGAUGUAUGUUGAAAAAUGGUUAUGCAGGAUGUCAUCAUCAGAGUUGGCAAGAUGUCGAUGAGGAGGUUGGAGUUCCACCGUUGGAGGUUUAUUUGGAAGAUGCAUUGGAUGAAGAUAAAUUAAAAAAACAUCUGGUACCAGAUAAAUAUAUCUUAAAGAGUUUUAAUUUUAGAUUUGGCAAGUAUGGAUUAUUAUUAUUGUUGUUUCGUCUAAAUCCAUUUUUUUGUAAUGAUUCCAACAUUACAGAUAUUGUGAGACCAACGGAUAAGAAAUGUGCAUGUUUCACAAAGUCCUAUGGUAGCCACCAUAUAUUUGCAAGUGGAUCUCUGAUUCAAACGAAAAGAUUAGAGGUUACGGAUUAUGAUUUUGAAAAUCCCGGAUCCUUGCUUGAACUAGGUCUUAGAUAUUUUACUCCUCUGGAGGUGGCUAAAUUACACGCAUUCCCCAUAGAAUCCCAAAAGGUAGAAAAUGACGACAGUUCAUUUUCCGAACAGGAGGAUGCCAAUUGCUUUCGGAUAAAACCAUAUGAUCCCACUAGUAAAAUCGAAACAACAGCAUAUCUGGAAUUUCCUAAUGAUAUUAGCAUUAUUCAAAAACAUAGACUGUUAGGGAAUAGUCUAAAUGUUAGAAUAUCUUGCGCUGUGUGUCUCGAUGAAUGUGAUGAUGAAAAAUUCGAGAAAUUAUCUUCCGAGUGUAAACAUAGACCAAAUAUUUGUAAAGGUUGUAUUGGUCGCUAUAUAAAUUAUCGACUUUGCGAAUUUCAACAAAAAAAUACGAAAGAGAGAAACUUUUUUGGCGAGAGAAAAGUAAAGGUCAAGUGUCCGAGUGAAAAAUGCGAAGUAUUACUUGACAUUGAAGACUUGAAGAGUCUUAUGAGUGAGAAAUUGUUUGAAAGUUGCAAAGAAUUUUCGUUCAAUCGGGGAGCUGAUGUUCCACGUUUCACGUGUCUGACGCCAGGAUGUGGGAAUACCAGAUUCAAGUUUGAAGUCUCUUCAAAACUUGAUUGCCACGAAUGUGCCUCCACGUUCUGUUACAUUCACAAUAUUCCCUGGCAUGAAGAUCAUGCCCUUUCUGCGGAGUAUUAA
Molecule: messenger RNA, 1686 nt
Organism: Acaulospora morrowiae
Lineage: Eukaryota; Fungi; Glomeromycota; Glomeromycetes; Diversisporales; Acaulosporaceae
Source: the annotation of a GenBank genome assembly